Hemibagrus wyckioides is the source of this 3305-nucleotide messenger RNA. It is a transcript of the gene ncstn, whose product is annotated as nicastrin. The record is from RefSeq and is a predicted model, not a curated record. Bases 103 to 2214 code for a protein of 703 amino acids. Gene Ontology annotation, cellular component: membrane. Gene Ontology annotation, biological process: Notch receptor processing; protein processing. The transcript is spliced from 17 exons. Lineage: Eukaryota; Metazoa; Chordata; Actinopteri; Siluriformes; Bagridae.
AUUAUGACAUAGCCUGGGCGUCAAAACCGGAACCGGAAAAGCUCUUAUGCACUUCCUUUGUUUUGUCAGAAGAGUAGAAAAAAUUAAAAUAAAAUCAGGAAGAUGGGAUCCGUAAAAAGGAUUGAGUUUUUGCUUAUUUGUUUCUUUUAUGCACGUGUAAGCUGUAGCUCUGUGGAGCAGAAGAUCUAUGUAGCCCUGAACAAUACGACUCCUUGUGUCCGGCUUCUCAAUGCUACCCAUCAGAUCGGGUGUCAGUCAUCCAUAUCUGGAGACACAGGGGUUCUCCAUGUGCUGGAGACGGACGACGACCUGGACUGGAUCACCAAAACAGGACCUCACGCUCCUUACAUGGUGCUCAUGGAUUCAUUCACCUUCACCAGAUCCUCGAUGAUGAGGCUGAAGAACUCCAGCCGGGUUGCAGGAGUUGCAGUCAUUCAUAUGAGCACACCUCCAGAUAAAGGAUUCUCUCCUCAUACGUCGUGCCCUAAUCAGAACACAGGCGUGUACACCGAGAGCUACGGCCCUGAUCUGGCCAACUGCAGCACUACAGUGUGGAACCCUCUGGGGAACGGCUUGUCCUACGAAGACUUUCCUUUCCCGAUUUUCUCUCUUGCCGAUGACAAUGAGACACAAGUCAUUCGCAAGUGUUAUGAGGACCACAACAAGCGUGUGAAUGGCAGUGCUCCUGUGUACCCACUGUGUGCCAUGCAGCUCUUCUCUCACAUGCACGCAGUCACAGACACAGUGACCUGCAUGCGACGCACAGACCUGCAGAACAGCUUCAGCAUCAACCCAGAGCAACUGUGCGAUCCUCUAAUGGACUACAACGUGUGGGCGACCAUCCGACCCAUUAACGCCACCGCCAAGGGACACAAGCAGAAUGAGAGCAUGGUCAUUGCAGCAACCAGGUUGGACGGGCGAUCGUUUUUCUAUGACCUCGCUCCAUCAGCAGAGGGAACCGUCUCUGGCAUCGUGACACUGCUGGCUGCCGCAGAGGCCCUCCGCUCGGUCACUCAAGUGGCUCCGCCCCCACGAAAUAUUUUCUUUGUCUUUUUCCAGGGGGAAACAUUUGAUUACAUCGGUAGCUCACGGAUGGUGUACGAUAUGCAGAACAAUAAAUCGGUGAUCGACUUUGACAACGUGCACUCGUUUCUGGAGAUCGGACAGGUGGGGUUGAGGAGGGAACAGAACCUGUGGAUGCAUUCGGAUCCCAUAUCUCGGAGGAAUGAAACAGUGAACGAGGAAGUUGCAUUUCUGGUGUCCAACAUCAAGUCUGCAGCCUCCAUGUCGAAUCUGACAUUGGAUGAACCGAAUGCCACGCAGGCUUUACCUCCCUCCUCCUUUCAGCGCUUCCUGAGGGUUCGGCCAAUCCCGGGAGUGGUGCUGGCAGACCAUCAGUCCUCGUUUAUCAACAAGUAUUAUGAGAGUCUGUAUGACACAGCAGAGUACCUGAAAGUAAGCUACCCUCCCAACCUGAGCCCAGAGGAGCAGCUAGAGUAUGAGACAGAGGCUGCCAAGUCUCUGACUGAAGUGGCUACUCUUGUAGCUCGCUCACUGUAUAAGCAGGCUGGAGGGGAAAACAGCGUGCUUAAGAACAUCACUGCUGAUACAAAGACAAUGGCCAAAUUGCUGUAUGGCUUUCUGGUCAAGUCCAAUAACAGCUGGUUUCGUUCCUUGCUGCCUCGUGAAAUGGUGUCCAAGGAUCGCAUCUUGGAGUCAAGCCCUCCUCAGUACUACGUCAGCCUGUCGCAGAACCAACAACCUAAGAGUGUGACCACCUUCGUGAAGUACAUUCUGGCCAAUAUGACCGGCACCGCCACCAACCUGAACCAGAGUCAGUGCCAGAAUCCGAAAGACAUUCCUGGCGAGAGCAAAGACUUGUACAUAUAUGAUUGGAUAUCCGGCCCCGCGUCAGAGAACCAUACAGCAGGGGAACCUUUUUGUGUACGUGCUCCCGUGCGCCUGGCAAAGGCUAUGUCCCCUGCAUUCGAGCUUCGCCAAUAUGGCUCCAGAGAGUACUCCACAUGGACAGAGUCACGCUGGAAGACCAUCAAAGCGCGUAUCUUUCUAGUCGCAAGUCCACAAUUACAGAUGCUGACACUAGGAGUGGGCAUAGCUGUUUUGCUGGUGUCCCUGGUGGUGACAUACUUUAUCAGCUCAAAGGCGGACAUUCUGUUUAGUUCUGCCCACGAUGCCCCAAAUACAACCUACUGAACACGCCCAGCCCACAGAAUAUCUCACAUUCGUAUACAUUCAUACAGACUUUAUUACCACUAUCCAAUCUUCCACAUUAAUUUAUAACUGGGUACCACUGUUCAGUCUCCCAUCGUUACAACUCCGUACAUAGACGUCUAUGCAUCGACCUGCCGUUGUGCAAAAGGGCCGUCUUGCAGGAAUGUUUACUCGCAUGCAGACCUUUGCUCCUCAUACAACUUUAUUCCAAGCUGGUAGAGAAAAAUGCACCAUAAUAUUUAAAGACUAACUAGACCUGGUCUGAUCUGGACACUGGACUGAACUCAACAUUUUAAGGCCAGGUUUAUUGACUGUACAGAAAAUGAGGAGUGGGCUUUAGAUGUCCAAAAUAUCUUCUGUUCCAUUUUUUUUUUUAAAAAUUGCAGAACUUUUAUUUGUGCUUACUGUACUCUGGGUUCGGCACUAAUCUGAAAGUGUUUUUUUUUUUAUGUAUAAAUAGUGCUUAUGUAGUUUGUGUGUGAGAGAAUAUUAAAGAGGCAGUUAUAAAUUUUUAGAGCUCUCUGCUGUCUAAGGAAGAUCAUUUCAAUGAAAAAUGAUUAGCCCUGUUUCCAAUCUGAUCUCACCCAGAUGUUGAAGCUGAUGAUGUGUGAAUUGUGAGUUGCCUUUUUAAGGAGAAGGAUUGCUUCAACUAGGGGAUGAGCUAAUUUCCUGGCCAGAAAGAUACUGAAACCUGAGAGAAUCAGAUCCAUUACAGUCAUUACAAUAUUGUGAAUCACAUUUUUGUAAACAACUGCAUCUUUAAUGUGUGUGUGUGUGUGUGUGUGUGUGUGUGUGUGUGUGUGGUGUGACAGAAAAUAAGGAAUGAAACAAGUCAGUUGAAUAACGACCAUUUGUGUAUCUGUAGGCAGUAUGUGCAAUAGGUGUAACAGAAUCCAUUAAACCUUCGGUGUAAGACUUUAUUAUGCAUCAUUUCCUGUCCAAUCUGAAAGACCACUACUUAACUUUUAAAGAUUGCAAGUUGAAAGACCUUUUUCUUUUCUUUUUUUUUCUGUGAGAAUGAAUGAGAGAAGAACCCUGAUGCUUUGAUUACGGAAUAAACAUGGAUAAUUUCA